Talaromyces rugulosus is the source of this 1035-nucleotide messenger RNA. RefSeq lists its product as uncharacterized. Bases 1 to 1035 code for a protein of 344 amino acids. Lineage: Eukaryota; Fungi; Ascomycota; Eurotiomycetes; Eurotiales; Trichocomaceae. The transcript is spliced from 2 exons. The record is from RefSeq and is a predicted model, not a curated record.
AUGCCUCUACACCUGCUAGGCAAAAAGUCAUGGAACGUCUACAACCCCGAAAACGUAGCCCGGGUCCGCCGCGAUGAGGAGGCUGCAAAGGCUCGAGAGGAGGAGGAAGAGAGGCGCAUGCAGGAGGUCGAUGCAGAACGGCGAAUAAAAAUACUGCGCGGCGAGCGCCCUCCGACUCCACCUCCACCACCGUCGUCAUCCAAGGACGAAGAUGAGCGGGGACAUAGAAGGAACGAUGAUGCGACAAGGCACCGAAAACGACGCCGGAUCGCGGGUGAAGAUGACACGGACCGCGACAUUCGUUUCGCGAAAGAAGAUGCCGCGCAUAAUGAUUCCAAGCGAAGAGAACUUGUCGCCACCAGCGAGAAGAAGAAUCGGGAUGCGCACGUCGAAAUUGUCGACACCGCCGGCCAUCUCAACCUAUUCGCGGAGCAAAUGACCCGACACCAGCAUGUGGAAAAGAAUGCAGACGCGGAAGCGGAAGCGGCCAAAAAGAAGCGCGCUUUUGAAGAUCAAUAUACCAUGCGCUUUUCGAAUGCUGCGGGGUAUAAAGAGUCUAUUAGUCAAGCGCCAUGGUAUUCGUCCUCUGUGUCUAGGGAAAAGCUAGCACAAGAUCACAUUCCCAGCAAGGAUGUUUGGGGGAAUGAAGAUCCAAUGAGACAAGAAAGGGAGAAAGCUCGCAUUGACGCAAAUGAUCCUCUAGCGGCGAUUAAAGCUGGCGUUCGAGGCGUUAAAAAGGUCCAGCGAGAGCGCAAACAAUGGCAAGAAGAAAGGUUACGUGAGCUUGAAGAGUUGAAACGUGUCGAAAGGUCCCAGAACAAGCAUAGCAGACGGAGAAGAAGGUCGAGAUCUCGUUCAAGGGACUCGUUGAACAGCCUAGAAGGGUUCAGUUUGGACUCCAACCUCAGGGGAAAAGACCGUCAUUCUCGUGAAGAAAAAGAAAGACACCACUCAAAACACCGUCAUCGGCACCAUUCUCAUCGAGACCGAGAUAGUAGAAGCCAUUCUAGCCGUUACAAAACAGCCGAAUCUUGA